Larimichthys crocea (large yellow croaker) is the source of this 2100-nucleotide messenger RNA. RefSeq names its product transgelin. The record is from RefSeq and is a predicted model, not a curated record. Gene Ontology annotation, biological process: actin filament organization. The transcript is spliced from 5 exons. NCBI's taxonomy places the organism in Eukaryota, Metazoa, Chordata, Actinopteri, Sciaenidae. Gene Ontology annotation, molecular function: actin filament binding. The coding region runs from base 198 to 803 and encodes 201 amino acids. Gene Ontology annotation, cellular component: actin cytoskeleton.
GUAUCUCUCUCUCUUUCUCUCUCCCUAUUUCUGUUGAAUGUGGUGAAGUCAUAUAUCACAGACAAGGGUGUUUGCUGUACUUAUGUUGGCAGUCCUAUACAGUGCACUCUGCACUGUGUUGUAAGGAAGAAGAAGAGCAGGAACACAAGCCCAAACUCACCUGUAAUUCACCUGAAAGCUUCAACACAAAGAUCAGCAUGUCAAACAGAGGUCCUGCCUACGGUCUGACCCGCGAGGUACAGAGUAAGAUUGAUAAGAAAUACGACCCGGAACUGGAGGAAAGGCUGGUGGCGUGGAUCAUCGCCCAGUGUGGCUCUGGAGUCAGCCAGCCCGAGCCGGGCAAGACCGGAUUUCAAAUCUGGCUCAAAGAUGGAUGUGUGCUGGGUCAGCUCAUCAACAGCCUGUACGGAUCCAACAAGCCGAUCAAGGCCAUCAAGAGCUCCGGCAUGGCGUUUAAGCAGAUGGAGAUGAUAUCCAUGUUCCUCAAAGCUGCAGAGAACUAUGGAAUCACCAAAACGGACAUGUUUCAGACCGUAGACCUCUUUGAGAGCAAAGACCUGGCUGCUGUCCAGAGGACCCUGAUGGCUCUGGGUAGUCUGGCUGUAACAAAGAGCGAUGGGUGCUACAGAGGAGACCCCAGCUGGUUCCAUAAGAAGGCUCAAGAGAACAGAAGAGAUUUCUCAGAGGAGCAGCUGACCGAAGGCAAAAAUGUCAUCGGCCUGCAAAUGGGUACAAAUAAAGGAGCAUCUCAAGCUGGAAUGACAGGCUAUGGACGGCCCAGGCAGAUCAUCAACAACCCCUGAAUCUGAGCAGCGAGGAUGGAGAAACUCUUGACUCUUACCUCGGACGUGAGGAGAAAUGUAAUCUGACUGUUUUCAAGGCUAAACUGGACCAAAACAGGGAUCAACGAGAAAAUGUGCACAUAUACAACACAGACUCCAUGUUGAACACACAUAUAUAUGAACAUAAACAGUUUAGACAGAGUAUUUUACACAGUAAAUUAGGUUAUAUUUUUUCAUUCCAGUUGCAUGUUUCAACCCACGACCUAAAAAUGAAAUGUCCUUUGCCUUACUGCAAACCAGACUUCUUACCUUCCAGACACACAGAGUCUCGCAAAAAUCAGCUUGCAGAUACUGAGUAAUCCAUCACAUCCAAUAUUUAGUUUGCUUUAUUCUUUAUUUUACAGCAUGCAGUCAGGAACUCUUUUCAGAAGUCGACCCCUAUGUUUCACUUGUUUGCUUUUUGUUUUGAAAAUGAACGAUAAAGAGAAAGUGGUUAAAUGUGAUGCACUUACCAGCCACUUCAUUAGGUGCACUUGUACUAUAAUGUGAUCCAAUAUAACAACGGUGCAAUAAAUUCUACUUUAUGAAGCUUAUAAUAUUUCAGUUUUUAUUGACACUGUCAGAGAGGUAUUAAUUGAACUGUUAUGUUUAUUAUUGAGGUUGUAGUUUACUGUAGUGUUAAACUGGACUGCAUUAUAUUGAGAGGUGUUUCUAAUAUUUUGGCCACCUCAUUUACAUACAUGAGAGGGCCACAAUAUUAGAACCACCUUUCACUAUAAUUCAGUCCAGUUCAACUACAGCACUCAACACCUCAAUAAUGAACAUGAAGUUGAAUUACGACCUCUCUGACGGUGUCGACAAAAACUGAAACAUUAUAAACUUCGUAAAAGUUGAAUUUGUUGCAGAAUUGUUGUGUUGGAUCACACUGGAUUGUACAGGUGUACCUAAUGAAGUGGCCGGUCGCUGUAGAUAACCAGCCUCAGUUUCGAGUCUGAUUUAUUGUGUGCUGAAAUCAGUUGGAAUAAGUGGCAGCCUGGAAGGUAAUAAGUGUUGUGUGUAAAGCACAAAAUUGGAAGAUAAUAGGUUAUAAGAAGUAAAUCCACCAGUGUAAUCGUGUAAGUUUAGAAAGUGAAUUGAAAAGUUUCAAGAAAAGUAUAAAAAAUACAGCAUAACGUGUGUUUUAGCUGCUCCAUAACACAAUCUGCAGUUAUACGCUCUCUGUUUACUUAUUUCUAAUCCAUAUGAAUUUAUGUUUAAGAGUUUAAUGCAUCAUUUAUAAAGACCAUGAUUUUGAAAUAAAGUUUGAUUUACCUGUAAA